This is a messenger RNA of Vicia villosa (hairy vetch), 666 nucleotides long. RefSeq lists its product as uncharacterized. The record is from RefSeq and is a predicted model, not a curated record. NCBI's taxonomy places the organism in Eukaryota, Viridiplantae, Streptophyta, Magnoliopsida, Fabales, Fabaceae. Bases 1 to 666 code for a protein of 221 amino acids. The transcript is spliced from 2 exons.
AUGGCUGUUGCAGAGGCAGGUAGCGGCUGUGAUGCUGCGUGGACAUGGAAACCGGCUGAAGUGCUGUUUCGGAACAGCAACAGCAGUGCUGAUUGGCAGCAGCUUUUGUCCAUGCACCUUGCUGUGUUACGGCCGACGGAGACGAAAAUUGAUUUUCUGUGGAGGAUUAAAUCGCCCCCAAAUAUUCUGCAUUUUGGAUGGAGAAUUUUGCUUAAUAGGCUCGCUACUAAGGAUCAAUUACUUAAGCGGGGAAUGUUGAUGGAAGAUGGAGAUUCUGCUUGUGUUUUUUGUCACUCGGAGGAGGAAAACUUACAUCAUCUUUUAGGCGGAUGUAAGGUUUUAUCUUGCUUAUGGAGGAAGGUGUUUGAAUGGUUGGGUCCGUUUGGCAAUGUGGGGUUGGAAGAUUUUGAGGGGUUCUUCGAUAACUUUGAAAAGGUGAAGGCUAUUUCCAAGAGAAUGAUCAUCGCGGUUGUAUGGCUAGCUACGGUUUGGAGCAUUUGGUUGAGGCGUAAUGCGAUCAUCUUUAGAGGUGAAUCUUAUAGCUUUACCGAGUGCAUGUCGGGUAUUAUUUGGUUAGCUUGGAUGUGGCUCCAAUCGUUUUAUGUUUUGAAGGAUGGUUGUAAUUUUUACAUUUGGAACAUUCUUCCUCUUACUUGCUUUGAGUAA